This is a messenger RNA of Papaver somniferum (opium poppy), 444 nucleotides long. RefSeq names its product COBRA-like protein 2. Gene Ontology annotation, cellular component: plasma membrane. The coding region runs from base 1 to 444 and encodes 147 amino acids. Gene Ontology annotation, biological process: plant-type cell wall cellulose biosynthetic process; cellulose microfibril organization. The transcript has a single exon. The record is from RefSeq and is a predicted model, not a curated record. NCBI's taxonomy places the organism in Eukaryota, Viridiplantae, Streptophyta, Magnoliopsida, Ranunculales, Papaveraceae.
AUGCUUAAUAAGCAAGCAUUUCGACACAUAGAAAGACCUGGUUCGAAAUUAAGUUGGACAUGGCAAAAUAAGGAAGUAAUAUGGAGCAUGUCAGGAGCAGAAGCAACAGAACAAGGUGAUUGUACAAGAAUCCCAGGAAGGAUACCUCCACACUAUUGCAAGAAGCAACCAGAGAUUAUCGAUUUAUUACCAGGAGCACCUUAUAAUAUGCAAACAAGUAAUCGUUGUAAAGGUGGUGUAUUAACAACAGAAAUCCAAGAUCCUUUGAAACAUGGAGCAUAUUUUCAAAUGUCAGUUGGAAAGGAACUGUUUAUGGAGAUUAUUAAUGGCACUGCAACACCCAGUGUUAAUCAAACUGCGCCAGCUGAACCACCACCUGCCGAUGAUGGUGAUAAAGAGAAGCUGUCUCCGAGUAAAGAUGUAAGUUAUGAUAAGGAAUUCUAG